Doryrhamphus excisus (bluestripe pipefish) is the source of this 3308-nucleotide messenger RNA. The record is from RefSeq and is a predicted model, not a curated record. Lineage: Eukaryota; Metazoa; Chordata; Actinopteri; Syngnathiformes; Syngnathidae.
UUUUUCAAAAGCCCCCGCAGCUUAUUUUCGGACAGAAGGCGGAGGAUAAUGCUGUUGCAUGGGUUCGAAAAGCAUGUGGACAAAAGUCUUUGGACAGGACUUAGGUCGCGUUAGGUGACUAACUCGGACAUUUUGAGCUUCUAAUUUAAUAAUUUAAUAAUUACAUUUGGUAAUUAUUAAAUGUUGAUAUGGUAUGGGUUGUUUGUUUCUGACGAAGAAGCUGCGUUCAAGAACAUCACGUUUAUAUUUGUCACUGUUCAACUUGUACGAGUAGAACUUAUUUAAAGGGAAAGUGCACUUUGGGGGAUUUUCAUUUUCAUGUGAGACAUGAACACGUUUCUAUGUUUUUUAAAGAUACAAAAACGGAAAAAAGUUGUCUUAAAAGUAUCCAAAAAGCGUCAUUAUUAGUAUUAUUAUAUUGUUACAUUACACACUAGCUAGCUAGCUACUAGCCGGCUAGCAACUAGCUUCACCACAGACUCGCCCUAGCAUAACGGCGUCGAGCUCACAACGCCUCAGACACCACCAAAAGGUAAGAACACGUAUUCGAGAUGCUGUGUUUUUAUGUUUAUUGUUUUUAUUUCUGACUUUGGAAAACGUAGUUAUGUGAAAUCAACGUGUAUAGCAUGGAAGCUAACUGUUGAGAAACCAGUAUAUGUGUAUCCCAUUACGUGCUACUAGCGAGGUGUCGCUUUUGAACUGUUUUUAUCUUUGAAAAGCACAGAAAAGAAAAACUUCAUGAUGGCAAAAUUCCCCCUAAAAUGCAAUUUUCCUUAAUCCUUCUGAGAUUUUGACAUUACUUUUAAGAAAAGUAUAAUGAAAAAAUAUGAAAAACCUACAAACAUAGCAGCUUAUUUUCGGACAGAAGACGAGGAUAUGCUGUUGCAUGGGUCGAAGUAUGUGGACAAAAGUCUUGAGGAUUAGGUGACUAACUCUGACAUUUUGGACAAUUCUGUGCUUCUAAUUUAAUAAUUUAAUAAUUACAUUUGGUGUGGAACUGAUUGACAUGGUAUGGGUUAUGGGUUUCUGACGAAGAAGCUGCAUUCAAGAACAUCACGGUUUAACUUGUACGAGUAGAACUUAUUUAAAGGGAAAGUGCACUUUUGGGGGAUUUACAUUUUCAUGCGAGACAUGAACACGUUUCUAUGUUUUUUUAAAGAUAUAAAACCAAAAAAAGUUGUCUGAAAAAGUAUCAAAAGAGUAGUAUUAUUGUAUUGUUACAUUACUGACGUAUUGACACUUAGCCAGAACACACCUGCUAGCUAGCUACUAGCCAACUAGCAACUAGCUUCACCACAGACUCGCCCUAGCAUAACGGCGUCGAGCUCACAACGCCUCGGACACCACCAAAAGUAUCCUCACAGAAGACGGUUUAUUUGAGGGCAUCUAACAGAGCUGGGAACCUCAUUUCGCUGCACGGUACACUGAAGUGAGGCACUUCUUCCUGUCAAUAUGAGGCACGCCCGCUCUACUGUGAUUGGUCCCACUCAGCCUGUACAGCUAACAGCUUGAACCCAGGCACGCCCAUAUAAAAUUCGAUAGCAGGGCGCUCGCAGGCUGAUUGGGGUCCAUUGUGAGGGGCCUGAGGUCGCUGAUUGGUUCAAGGGAAGCGCCACAACUACAAGGAGUUUAUAUUCAUUCAGCUUGCUCAAGUACCCCCAAAUGCAGGCUGGAGACCGCUACAGAGGAGCACCCCAACACCACCGGUUUUGAUGAUGGACUACAAUUUUUAAAACAUGGAUUGACGAUUCAUCGCGGAAACAGAAGUAUCGGAUAAAAAUGGCAAAUGCAGACAACGAAGUGAGAACGUUGCUCAAUUUUGUGAACCUCGCAUCGAGCGACAUCAAGGCGGCUUUGGAUAAGUCGGCUCCGUGCAGACGCUCGGUGGACCACAGGAAGUACCUACAGAAACAGCUCAAGCGCUUCUCUCAGAAAUACUCCCGUGUGCCGAGAUGUCACCCGCUCCGAUCUGCGCAGUGCGCCAAACCCACGAGCGCCGCCGGUUUACAAGUUCCAGAAAAGGACGCGGGUGCGAGUGCAGACAAUGUGUGCGGUUCUGUGGAGCAGGUCCCAAUGAGGAAACGCCAACUUCCGGCCUCUUUCUGGGAAGAACCCAAAAUAACCAAGCGGGAUCACUCCCAGUCCGGACUUAGAAUGAAUCACCCAGCAUCCACAGACACCAGAGAUCUCAGAAAAGGUCAUGAUGAGGACGCAAAGAUCUCCAAAGAGGCUCUGAAACUGGAACGUAUCUCUCAUCGCGGGUUCAACGUGUGUGCUUGCUGCCCUUUCCAAGUCCACCACCACCACCAUCACCACCACCACCAGCAGGUCAUCCAGGGUCACAUCAUGGUGCCGCAUCCCGCUAUAGGACUGUGGUGUAAAACGGAACCUGAGAGACCGGAGCAGAAGAUUCAUACGCACGUUGUCGUCAAACCCAUACCCACCAAGCCCGCUAUCCCGUCGCCGAUCUUCAGCGUCUUUGGCUUCAUUUAAACACAAAUACGACUAAUUCUUGUCAUCUCAGCAAUCAAUAAUGAGACACUUCCUCAAGCACUUAAUGGAAUACUAUUUUUGGCUCACUUCUAGAGGACUAAAAUGCACUUCUUCAUGUUCUUGUUUCUCUGAUCCCGCACAGUAAGUUGACAGGUUUCUACUUUUAGGCUCCUCUUUGUCGCAGUAAUGUUUGAUACACAUGCUUUCAUUUCUUAAAUAAACGAUUCCCACAAGAAGUCCCGUGGGUUUAAGUUAAUUUUUAUCGAGGUUUUUCCUAUGAAAUGAAAGUUGAAAAAAACAAAACAAAAGAGAAAGUCACAUCAUAAGAGUUUAUAAAUAGAUAGAAUGCUUUACAGAUAUAUUAGACAUGAUUAAAAAUAGGACACAGACAAAUAUAAAAUGUACUUCAUGGAGGUCAUCUUAUCAGUCCAUCCCGGUGAGGUAUCUUAUCAGUCUUCCUGGUAGAGGUAAGCUUGUGAGGGAUCUCAGUCUACGUGGGCCCACUUGGGUGCGAAUACUUAAUCUGCAAAGGUGCCGCAGUGAACGAGGUGACACUAAGGAGAGACAUAAAAAUAAAAAAAAAACAUGCAGAAAUAUGAACAAAGUGGAAAGAAAUUUACCCAGCAACCACUUUAUUAACACAAAACCUGUAUCACGUAUGAAACCCUUGUAAAGAUAAUUACAUUCUGUACAAAGCAAACCUCCACCAAGGUUAAUAAUUCCUCAUAUUUCACACUUAAGUACACUUAAGUAACAGCUCCAUCUGCUGGAUCAUGAAGGUCACUGCACCACUUAGCCCCAGUGCUCAUUCAUUC